GUCGAACAGGCUCGUUCUCUCCCUCCCUCUCCGCUCACAGAUGUCGGGAAACUCGUGCUGAAAGCAGAGCCUGCAGAUAGAAAACGUGAGGAAGACUCCCUGCACACUCAGAAGGGAGCGACGAUGGUCCGGCUUGAUGCUCGGCGCUGUGAAAACAGCGAUGGAUUUCAGCGAUGGAGGCGAUAAUGAGCCCGCUCACUUGUCCUGUUUGUUUCAGUGUUUUGAUUUUUGAAGAAGCUUUCUUUAAAACGUGUCAAAGAACAAAAACCUUUUUCUGCAAAACUUUACAGCACAAACUUUGUGACGAGGAGCCGCAGGGGAGACGAGCAGCUUUUAUCUCCUCCUCAGAAACAGUAAGAGAAACUCUGAAGUCUCUAAAGUUGCAGCUUGUGUGGAGAUCACAGACUUUAAACUUAACCGAGCUUUAACAGGAAGCUCGAGCCCAGAGGUGGAUGUGCUGAUUCUGCUCUCACAACAAUCCAAAGAUUUCCACACUGUCGUCUAAGAGAGAGAAAGCAGGAGCACUGAUGAUAACCUUCAGUUUGUUUCACCUCGGUUUGGACGGUAGGUUGAAACUGCUGCUGGACAUGGACCAAAGGAAAACAUGAACACAACCUUCAUCCAAGUUUUUAAGUGUGGAAUCUGGAAAAUAAGGGAUGAACGCUGAUGUCCUGUCGGCCUGAGUCCAAGCGUCCUCUUUCUGUAACCUGGACUGCAGAGCUUGAACUGAGGGCUGUUUCCGAUUGAAAGUUACGCCCACGCAGAGCCUCACCUGCACCCUUCCAUAAAGAUGCUAUCAUGACUCGGAUCGUAGCCGCCUCUCCUGCAGAAAUACUGGCGUAAGUGUUUGGACUGUUGUCUCGUGGCUGGGUUUGUCCUUGACUCUCUGCUGGCUUCAAAUAGAGAUGGUUACUCCGCAACCAAACAAGCCCCACGUGUGCCUAACAGCAGUCCUCAUCAUGACCAGCCUGGCACUUAUGGACGCCUACCUGGUGGAGCAGAAUCCGGGUCCCCGGAGGCUCGCCGUGUCCGUCACCGUGUUGGCGAGCGACGCGUGUUUCCUCAUCGUCCUUCGUUACGUGGCCGUCUGGGCCGGGUCAGAGGUGCACACCGCGAGGCGAGGCUAUGCCAUGAUGCUCUGGUUCUUCUAUAUCUUUGUCCUGGAGAUCAAGGUCUACUUUGUUUAUCAGAACUACAAGUCCCAGGACACGGCUGCAGAUGUGGAGGUGGUGGAUGUAGGCGUGUCCCGGAGAGGUCUUACACUGCUGCUGUCCAUCUGCAUGCCCAUCGUGUUCGUAACGCUGGCUGCAAUAGAUCACCUGGAGUACUUGCGACCGUAUAAAAAAAGAGAGGAGAUACGGAGCCGCCUGUUCUGGGUGGUGCUGGACCUGCUGGAUGUUGUGGAUGUUCAAGCAAACCUGUGGGAACUUCAAAGCGAAGGACUCCCCCUGUGGGUGGAGGGUUUGAUGUUCUUUUACUGCUACAUCCUCCUGCUGGUGCUGCCGUGCGUCUCCCUGAGCGAGAUCAGCAUGCAGGGGGUUAACAUCGUCCCCCACAGAAUGAUGCUCUAUCCCAUCCUCAGCCUCGCCACCAUCAACAUCAUCACCCUCCUGAUCCGCACGGGAAAUCUGCUGGUCUACAGGGACAUCCGAGUGUCGGGGAUCAUGAUGGGAAAGAACGUGAUCACCAUCUUAGUGAAGAGCUGCAGCCUGCUGCAGUACAGGAAACAUCAGCCAGCUGCUCCUACGGCGGAUCGGGGCACCGAGAUCCAGAAGAACUCUCAGGAAGAGGUUCAGGUGUACGGCGGUCAGCACGUGGGGCUGCCCAGAGUCGUGAUCGAGGACUUCACCAGCAUCCCAGAAGAGGAGGAACAGGAUGAAGAAGGCGAGGAGGGCGGUGAUGAUGCCAGUCAACAGGAGGUGAGCUUGAAUGGCGAUGAGAUAAAAGAAGGAGAAACCCAACUGAAGCGACGGGAAACAACUGGUUUGGGAUAAACGAGCAUCUGCGGUGCUGCGGAGAAACUUUCUGAACUUUCUGAUCUGAGGAGCGCAGGGUUCACUCAGCGGGCUGCAGUCACUAAACCCAACAUGUUCUCACUGCGCUGCUGUAAUACUGAUCGACAGGUUGGACAUUUCUUCAGAUUCUUGUUUAUGAACUCAAACGUGACCGUUUCUAAGGAAAGGUCGUUUUUGUUGUUGUUUGUCCUGCUCUUGCUCUGAUAUAAAAAUAAUUUCUAUAACUUUCACUUAAAACAUGAGUAGAAACCAUCUUGUUCACACAGAUAUAUGGUGGGGAUGUAAAAUCCAUUUUCAGAGUGCUGAAUUUAAACUUGUCACACGUCUCUGAGAAUCAGUUAUUUAGAAGAUGCCCUGAAAGCUUCUUCUAGCUCUUGUUGGCAGGUUCAGGUUGAUGCUGCUCUCAUGUCUAUGAGCAGAUAUGAAGUAGAGCAGAUUUUGGCUCAGAGGACUCUGAUGUAAUCUUAGAGAAUUAAAACACUAGCUCAGACUGUUAGGUCCAUAAACAGUAACACAAAUCCAAGCGAACCCUUCCUCGGUGUCAGUGUUGAAGUCGUGCAGCAGCUCUCUGCAUAAAGAGAAGAUAUCGUGGACAGCGGAUGAAAAUGAUGAUUCUUCACUGGCUGAGGAGAUGAUGCUGGAGCUGUUGCCCGGUGCGCUCCCACACAUUACACUUACAAAGAUACGUGUGUCGAGUAAAGGAGCAAGGGAGGUGGCGUUGUUACCUGAACAGGUGUAAUCUCAGUUUCUGGACACUUUUCAGAGUACGCAUGUUUGGUGAAGAAGUUGUUUCUCAGGAUAUUCAUAAAUCUUGUGACAGAGCAACAGACGUCAGCUCAGCGACACGACCAGCAAACGGCUGACAAGGCUCCGUCCUACUUGUAGAAGUCCAUCCUCAUGUAACUCAGGGCCGAGGGGACU
This is a messenger RNA of Oreochromis niloticus (Nile tilapia), 2936 nucleotides long. RefSeq names its product transmembrane protein 121-like. The transcript has a single exon. NCBI's taxonomy places the organism in Eukaryota, Metazoa, Chordata, Actinopteri, Cichliformes, Cichlidae. The record is from RefSeq and is a predicted model, not a curated record. Bases 906 to 1994 code for a protein of 362 amino acids.